AGUUCAAUAUGUUUUUGGACGAUUUGAAAACUACAAGAAAAAUCAGUUUGGGUAUUUUGCUAGCCCUUAUUCAAAUUAUUAUAAUUAUUUCUUUCGGAGCAGGAUGGACACAAGGUCGCAUGAAUUUAUCGAUCGACUAUGAUGAAGUUACGGAAAUUCCCGGCGCUUCUCCACCAUAUUCAAGGCUUAUUCCUUAUCCAGCACAUGCCGAUUGGUGGUUCGGUCUCACCGCGGUCAUGAUUUACUUGCUUUUGGUCGUUUGUACUUUAUACAUGAUAUGGACAGUUAUUCAAAUAGUGAUGCCUAACCGUAUCGAGUUCGAUCUAAAAAUGAUUGUAUUCAUUGACGCUGUUUUUUCUGCAAUUAUUACAUUGAUGCUUCUCAUUGCAUAUUGCUUUUUUGCCGGAGGUUUUAAUGGAAAACAGUAUCUCGAUGGCUUUUCAUUCGGCUACUGUUUCUGGUUGGCUGUUAUCUCAUCUGUUGUGUCAUUUGGAGUGCUUCUGAUGAAUGGGCUUAGUUGGUUCAGAAAUAAUUAAUUUUUUGUGUUUAAUUUAAUAUUUUACAUACUGUUGAAAUAAAUGUGUUGUAUCCCAUUG
Caenorhabditis elegans is the source of this 596-nucleotide messenger RNA. It is a transcript of the gene clc-15, whose product is annotated as MARVEL domain-containing protein. The record is from RefSeq and is marked reviewed. NCBI's taxonomy places the organism in Eukaryota, Metazoa, Nematoda, Chromadorea, Rhabditida, Rhabditidae. The coding region runs from base 9 to 536 and encodes 175 amino acids. The transcript has 5 exons.